UUUGUUUCUGUCAACAAACGGACACAGGAGCGUCACCUCUGAGGAGGACCUGCCCUUCUUACCUGCAGUACCUGUUUCAGACAGCAGGUGGCGGUGUUUAGUAAAACUACCAAAGGUUCUGAAACUGUACCCAGGUUAAAAGCAGAGGAAGAAACAAGUACACUAGACAUGAUCAAUAUAAGUAAAAAAGAGGAAAGAUCAAACAAUGACGCAAGUUUAUAAAAUGAAGAACUGAAAAAAGCGAGGAAAUAAAUAUACAACUUAAAAUAAAGGUGCUUAAUUUAUAAAGACCUAAACCAUAAACAAUAAUUGAAAGAUUAAAAUAUUUUUAAAUGGACAGGAACAUAUAAUUAUGAAAUAUAUGAAUAUAUGAAAGAGAAGAAAAAUAAAACAAAUGAAAAUAAGUAUUAUUAUACGUUUUUAAGACUAGAUUAGUCCAUAAACUGUUUUUUUUUGUUUUUGUUUUUUUUGUGAUCCUCUCCUAUAAGACUUCAGACUCUGAGGAAUCUGUGCUGAGCUGUUUAUACUCAGAUUCAAACACAAACAGAGACACAAACUCGUCCUGCUGCCUGGAAUGCUGCAGGCCUGGAGACACUCCUGCUACUCCCAGGAGGCGGAGCCAAAUGACGCAUCACAGCGACGUCACUGACAGCAGAUUUACAUUUUUAAACAUCAGCAAAACCAGGGAAACUCAGAGCAGCCUCACUCCUCCUCCUCCUCCUCUUCUUUCCCCUCCUUUCUGGAUGAAGUUUGUGUUUGAAUGUUUCGGUCACAUUCAUUCAGCCGUCCAGCCGUCCUCAACUCAGAGCCUGAAACACAGAGACGAUUGAACGGGAAGGUGAGUGUCGGCUCUGAUUUCCUCUGAUCAGAAGAAAUAAUUAUUCAACUUUUUACAUAAAUCAGGUCGCGGUCGGGUUGGGAUGGAGCUGAAGGUCUGGGUGGACGGGGUCAUCAGGGUCGUCUGCGGCCUUUCUUUCAACACUUCCUGUCAGGAGGUCGUCAUCUCUCUCGCUCAGGCCAUCGGCCAGACGGGUCGGUAUGUUCUGAUCAGGAAGUUUCGGGGCUUGGAGCGCCCUCUGGUUGCUGACGACUGCCCCAUGCAGCUGCUGGCUCAGAUGGGUCAGCUGGCUGCAGAGGUCCAGUUCGUCCUGCGGAAAACGGGCCCCAGCCUCAGCGAAGGGCCACACACACCCAGCAAGGAGAGCCAACGCCCCCUGCUGGUGCCCUCAGAACCAGAACCUCAGCAUAAGGGCCCUCAGAAAGCCCUCUCCUUCAACCUGGGCCCCUCAACGUUUCCCAGGAGGAACAGACCCAGCAGGAACUGGUCUCCCAGUCUGGAGGAAUCAGCAGAAGAAAAACAUCCGUCUGAUCCUGAGAAGGAGGAGAUGCUGAGGCAGAUCCUGCUGCAGCAGAAGAUGCUGCAGGACCUGGAGGCUCAGAUCGAAGCUCUGGAGAAAGACACCGAGUUAUUCGAGCAGAAUGUCAUAAAUUCUGCAGUUCCUGAUCCGAUUCCGGACCUGACAGGCGACCUGCAGGAGCUGGAGUACCGGCUGAAGCAGUACGAGGUGGAGCUGAUGUACGGAGAAGAUUGGGAGGAGGAGCUGAAGGUGGAGCUGGAGCGAGAGCAAGACAUGCAGAGACGCCUGCAGCAGAUUCACUCGUCUAUAGACGACCAGAGUUAUGAGAUGAAGGUGCUCCAGAGCCGCUCCGACCACCUGGAGCAGGACCUACAGGACCGAGCCCAGACCAGCGCCGAGGAGGAGGGGGCCCGGCUGACCGACGAGGCCCUCAGGUCGCUGACCCAGGAGCUCCACAAGCGGCUGCAGCGGGGAGAAGAUCUGGACGCGGCGCUGGCAGAGACGCAGUGGAAGCUGCAGACGGUAGAAGAAACGGUAAAGGACAGACUGGAGCAGAUCGAUGGGCUGAACAAGGAGCUGAGGCAGUGUGACCUGCAGCAGUUCAUCCAGCAGGCCGGUGGGAACCCGUACGCCGACCAGGGGGGCCCGCUGCCGGUCAGCGAAGUUCACCGGAGCAAGACUCGCGUCAGGAAGUAGCAGCAGCCGGAGCAUCAGUAGGAACCAGAAGGAGAAACCUUGAAGUCCCGUUAAAUGUGUGUGUGUGUGUGUGUGUGUGUGAAUGUUGUGUUUGUUGGAACAACACACAUCUCUUUGUACAGUUCUUUAGCCUGGAAUGUCGCUUUUUAUAUUUGAAAAU
Messenger RNA from Gambusia affinis (western mosquitofish), 2214 nucleotides. RefSeq names its product ras association domain-containing protein 7-like. The transcript has 7 exons. Gene Ontology annotation, biological process: signal transduction. Lineage: Eukaryota; Metazoa; Chordata; Actinopteri; Cyprinodontiformes; Poeciliidae. Bases 921 to 2054 code for a protein of 377 amino acids. The record is from RefSeq and is a predicted model, not a curated record.